This is a messenger RNA of Gracilinanus agilis (Agile Gracile Mouse Opossum), 1560 nucleotides long. RefSeq names its product nectin cell adhesion molecule 4 (gene NECTIN4). Gene Ontology annotation, cellular component: adherens junction. The coding region runs from base 1 to 1560 and encodes 519 amino acids. NCBI's taxonomy places the organism in Eukaryota, Metazoa, Chordata, Mammalia, Didelphimorphia, Didelphidae. The transcript is spliced from 9 exons. The record is from RefSeq and is a predicted model, not a curated record. Gene Ontology annotation, biological process: homophilic cell-cell adhesion; heterophilic cell-cell adhesion.
AUGACGCAGAAAAGCCAAAAGCCGAGUCCUGUGGUCCGGCUUUCGGGUGGGUUGGGCUCCGCUAUGGAGGAUGGUGUUUUGUCUAAGGGAAGGCGGAGAAGGCAGGACAGUUUGUGCCAAGCUGGUAAGCUGGAGACAUCACCUCUGGUUACCGUGGUCCUGGGUCAAGACGCAGAGCUGCCGUGUUUCUACAGGGGAGAGCCCGAAGAGCAGGUGAAGCAGGUGGCUUGGGCACGAGUGGAAGAAAAAAAGGGGCCGACAGAAUUGGCAUUGCUACAUGACACGUAUGGCCUGCACGUGGGCUCUUCCUACGAGGGACGGGUGGAGCGGCCGCCAUCACCGCGAGAUCCCAACGAUGGUGCCAUCCUCUUGCGGAAUGCUGUGCAAGCUGAUGAGGGUGACUAUGAGUGCCGAGUCAGCACUUUCCCUUCUGGCAGUUUCCAGGCUGGGCUCCAUCUCCGAGUGCUUGUGCCCCCUCUGCCCACCCUGAACUUGGGCCCUGCCCUAGAAGAAGGCCAAGGUCGCACACUGGCAGCCUCCUGCACAGCUGAAGGCAGCCCUAUGCCCAACGUGACCUGGGACACAGUGGUCAAGGGUUCGUCCACUAGACGCUUUUCUAGUCACCCAAGAUCAUCUUCAGUCACCUCAGAAUUCUAUCUAGUGCCAAGCCGGACUAUGAAUGGGCAGCCCAUCACCUGUGUGGUGUCUCACCCUGGUCUGCCAGAGAGCAAAAGAAUCACACACACCCUUCAGGUUGCCUUUCUUGCUGAAGCCUCUGUAUGGGGCCACGAAGACCCUGAGCUGUGGCAUGUGGGUAGGGAAGGGGUGAUGCUUAAGUGUUUGAGUGAGGGGCAGCCUCCACCCUCCUACAACUGGUCUCGGCUGGAUAGGCCUCUGCCCAGCGGGGUGCGAGUGGACGGAGGCACCCUGGGCUUCCCCCCACUGACUCCUGAGCACAGCGGCACCUACGUCUGCCACGUCAGCAAUGAGGUCUCUUCUCGGAACAGCCAGGUCACCGUGGCUGUCACAGACAACGAAGCCCCACCCGUCGAUGUGGAUGUGGUUUCGGCCUCCAUGGUGGCCGUAGGAGUGAUUGCUGCCCUGCUGCUUUGCCUUCUGGUCGUGGUGGUGGUGCUCAUGUCCAGGUACCACCGACGCAAGGCCCAACAGAUGACCCAGAAAUAUGAGGAGGAACUGACCUUGACCCGGGAGAAUUCCAUCCGCAGACUGCACUCCCACCACUCGGAACCACGGAACCAGCCUGAGGAGAAUGUAGGGCUUCGAGCUGAGGGCCACCCUGAUAGUCUCAAGGACAACAGUAGCUGCUCUGUGAUGAGUGAAGAGCCCGAGGGCCGAAGUUACUCCACUCUGACCACAGUGAGGGAGAUCGAGACCCAGACGGAGCUGCUGUCGCCAGGCUCCGGACGGACAGAUGAGGAGGAAGAUCCAGAUGCUGGGAUCAAGCAGGCCAUGAACCACUUUGUUCAGGAGAACGGAACUCUUCGAGCCAAACCCACGGGCAAUGGCAUCUACAUUAAUGGACGGGGACACCUAGUCUGA